CUCCGAGCGCGGCCGCCGCCAUCUUGACGCUGCGCAGUUCCGAGCCCGCCGGAAGUGACCCCGGCGCCGCCAUGUUGUGCGCUGAGGGGCAGGCGGGCUCCCUCCGCCAUCUUGGGUGCGGCGGUGGCCUCAGGGCAGUUGCCAUGUUGAGUGUGGCGCGCCUUGCGUUACAAAGCAGGGUGGCGGGGCCAGGACGCCUAAAUCCCCCCUUGUUUUUGGUGUGAAUCCCACAAAAACGACCCCUUGUUUUUUCAUCAGUAAUUCCCAGCCUCACUGCGUUUGCGCGGAGAUGCCCACACCGUCCCCUCACACGAGGGGACCUGCCCCAACACCAAGCGGGGAAAAAUGGCGGGUGCGGGGGGUUAAAGAGUGACAGAACCAUUGAGGUUGGAAAAGCCCUCCCAGAUCAUCGAGUCCAACCUGUGACCGAUCCACCCUUGUCACCCAGACCAUGGCAAUAAGUGCCACUGUCCAGUCUUCCCUUAAACACCUCCAGGGACGGUGAUUCCACCACCUCCCUGCGCAGCCCCUUGCAAAAAAAUGCCACCCCCUACUCUGAGGGCUUCCCUCCCUUUCUCUUACAAUUAUUACCCAUUAUUAUUGAAUUUCACGACUUUUUCCUCACAGCAAGUUUAUUUAUGAAGUGAGUUGUGACCAACACAUGCUGAAAAAGCCGCUGGGGGCAAAGGUAGAGGCAGGAAGAGAACAAGGAGGAGGAGGGUGAAGAAGAGCAAGAGGAGGAGGCAAAGCAAAUAUAUUUAUUAAGUGAAUCACAAGCAACACACACUGAAAAAGCCACUGGGGAGGAGGGAGGAGAGAGAAGGAGGAGGAAGAAGAGGAGGAGGAGGAAGAGGAGAAGAGGGUCUUGCUAUGGCGUGAAGUGCCACCAUUUGAAGGUGAAGGGCCGUCGCUGGACAUUGGUGCCGCACCGGACCUCGCCCAGGCUGCCGUGGUAGGAGGCCACCUCCUCGAGGAAACGGCAGCUCAGACCCAGCGGCUCCAGGAGGGAGCGGAUCCGCUGCUCCAGGCAACAUUCCCCCGCCGUCACGGGGCCGAAGGGUUUGGGGAUGCCCAACUCCUUGGCCAGGACGAUCAUGGUGACCUGUGGGAUGACACCGAGGGAGAUCAGUGGCGUUGGGGUUGAUGACACCCAAGGGAAGGUGUUGGUCACCCUCCUCCAUCAGCCCCAGCCCUCAGCCCACCAACACUGAUUUCUGCAGCUGCCCUCCCACAGAAUUCCAAAUCCAACAUAAUUUUCCCUUUUUUAUCAUUAAAACCUGCCUCACUAUCUCAAUUUCACCGCUUUGAGAGGGUUUUUACCUAAAACCCCACUGCAAGCAACACAAAGCCACAAAGUUAUGUUAGGCCUGCUGAAUGGCGAUAUUUCCUUUUUCUAGACAGCUGAUUUGUUUUGGGACAACUCUGGGGACUCAUCCUGGCUGACUAAGCUGGUUUUUGGAGAGGACCUGAGGAGUGGGGACCCCCUCACCGUGUUGGGGAAAUACGGCACAGCUUUGCCCUGCUUGUCGAGCUUGAAGAGAGCGGGCAGGUCGAUGAUGUCCUCCUCUGUCAAUCCCAGCUCCCUCUUGAGGAUAUCCCUGUUCCAGUCGAUGCAGCGCUGGAGGGGAUGGAGAAGGGCAGGUUGAGGGGGGGACACACAUGGGCACAGUCCCCAAAACCAUCUCACGCAGGAGAAGAGCCAAAACACACCACGUCCCUUUGCACCACCCUGGGGCAGUUUUUGCAAGAAAUAUAAAUUAUUACCAAAAAUGUCAGUUCUUACCUGGGCAUACUGGUUCUGCUGUGCCAAGAUGUCAUUGGAAAGGACCUUGUUAAUGGUGACUCGUUUCGUGUCUGUCCCCGAGUACCCUAAAAAUGCAACGUCCCAUCAAAAUGAAGCCUGGCUUAGGAUGGGGUACACAGAUGGAUAAAGUCCCCCAUAUCCCAAUUUCCUGAGCUUGGAGUCACAAUUCUUAGUGUAUUGGGAAAGUGAGGGAAGAAAAGCUCUGCCCAUUGGAAAGAGCACUGGAAAGGUCUUGUCAUCCAUCUUCCUGCCCACAGGAAUCGUUAUCUGCUGAAUUUCUCCAGAGCAUCCACCACCAGGAUUUGGAUCCACCCCCUGCUUUGGGGCCACCUGGGUCUUCUCAGUGACCUUGAGGGACCCCUGGAGAUAUGGAGACGUGCUUCCAAACCCAUCACGGAUCAAAAUCCCAAAGAAAGGAUUCCCAAAGUGACAAAACGGUGCUAAUUUGGGUAACGUGAGAGCUGCCAGUUGUCCCACUCCGUGCCGGAGCUCCGCUGGCAUUUGGAGAUGCUCCAUCCCACCAACCAAGCAUCCCCUCCACGCGGAGGGCUUUAUCCCUGCCAUCCCACUCGCUUCCCAAAAUAGGCCGUGAGGAGGCUGGGGGUGGUGGGCGGGCAUCCCAUUUGCCAACUGUGAAGGACAACUGGGUGGGACGAUGUCCCCGCGUGGCCCCGAGUCCCCCUGUCCCUCCGGCUGCCCUCGGCCCGGCUACUGCGGCUCCACUGACACCAAACCCUGCCCAGAGCCACCCGUGUCCCCUUGCCUUUGAACAUGGUGGCUUCUCCCUGGCCUUCCUUCUGCUUCUCCCGGAAAAGCUUGUAGCACGCGGCGGGACUGGCCAUCAGCAUCCGGAAUCGCUGCGGGAAGGCGGGAAGGAGAGGAGUCACCCAAAGGGGAUUUUCCAGAGCCUUGGGAGACCCCAGGGACUUAGUUUUGCAAAGAACCUGUGCUAAAACUCUUUGAAUUAGGUGUCUUUGCUGCUAUUUAGUGCCUUUUUUAAUGCUUGGAGGGUUUGUGGGGAAUGUGUGGGCAUAAAGAUUCCUUUUUUGAGUCAUCCAGGUCAAAGCUUGGUUUUCCUGAGGAAAAAGUCUUGUGUCAGGGUUUCCCUGAGGGAAAAAUCUGUAUCAGAUGCAGCAAAAACUUUGACAGAGGAAAGAGAAAUGUUCUGGAAACAUCUGGGAGAAGCUGAGCCGCUGGGAAUCUCCAGGGUCAUGGAUUUGCAUUGGAAUCUUGAGGUUUAAAGUUCUUGGACUACCUGUGCAAGCAUCGUUUUCCUUCUGUUGCUGUUAAUUAUUCACUCAGCAAGUCCCUUUUCGUGCUCAGAUCCCACAUUUUGGGGACAGGAGUGAAACCCAAACUGUUUGGGAGUGCCAAAGAAAUGAGUUUUGGGGUUUUUCCUAGAGGUGACCUAAUGGGAUUAGUAUCUUGGAAGAGGAACACCAAAGGGAUGUGGGAUUUUGGGGUACCUUUUUGUCUGAGGUGGGCACGAACGUGAGGAACUCAUUGACGUUGCCCACGGCCAACCAGUCAGAGUAGAGCUCCACGGGAGCCUGGACUCGCUGGGCAUGGAGGAAGUCCCUCACCAUCCUGGUCAUCCUCCUCCCUGUGGAUCUGGGAGUGAAAUCCCCAAGAGAGGGAGUGCGAGGAUGAGGAUUUAUCCAUCAACACAUACUUGGAUGUAAAUAGCCGCCAAGGUGGAGGAGACUGAGCGUGCCCACCCCUUUCACAGCCACUCAGGCAAGGUCUAAUUAACCCAAUUAACAUGACUUUGAUGAUAUUUUGGGGCUCUUGUGGUUCCUUUGCUCCCAAAUCCGUGUGUUCCCCAUGCCUUACGUGGGGAAGCUGCUGCCGAUGAGGAUCCUGCCCAGGGGAUACUCCUUCCCCCCCACGGACACGGGCGGACUGACCUCCAGGUUGCCGAAGGAGUCGAGGCUGGUGAUGGCUUCAAACAGGGGCUCCUUGUGCACGUACCCGAAAUCGGAGCCCUGGAAAAAGAGGGAUCACUGCCCUGAGUCCCUCCUGCCUCCGGCGUUUGAUCCUCCAGCCGGGCUCAGACCUGCUCCGGAGGGUAAACACAGCAAGAGGGAGGCCCACCCAUGGGUGGGGAGAGGGGAAAGGAAAGGCGAGAGGAGAAAGGUCUCUGGGUCACAGAGGCUCAGGAAUAAACAGCAAAAUCCAGGAGCAGAGCUGAGGCGUUGAGAUCCCACAUCUCCCCUGCUAUCCCACAGCCAAGAGUUAAGUGUCCACAUUAGGUUAAUUAGUGCUGGGACAGCCCUGGAGCGGAGCUUCUGGAUGGCUCUUCCUGAGUGGGAUGAACUGCAGCCCCUGAGGGUGAGUCUAAGAGCCACCCAAAGGGCUGUAUGGCACUUAAAUCCUGCUUAAGCCCUGAUUUCCAGGUCUUAAUAUAUCUGGGACUGAGGGUGUUGUGCAUGCAGGGUAAUUAACUCUUGGCUGUGAUGUGUCAAAGCCCAAAGGGGAGAUUGUGGAGUUAAAAACAGGGCAAAAAUGGCAACGAUGGGACACAAUUCUUGCCGUGGACCUGUCCUUGAUCUCCAGUUUGAGUCAACACGGGCUUGGAGCUCCCAGCAGCCCCUGGGACCAGAUCAGGUAUCUGUUAGGUUGGAGUUAAAUCCCAAUCACUUAUCAGGGUUGGGUUUCCAUGGGGAUAAACUAAAUAUACAGAUCGGGAAAAAUGAGCAGGGAGACCCGAGAGUGCUUGACUUCCAUCUAGAAAUUCCUUUUUUCAAUUAAGGGUGUUUGGAGAAGCCAGGAUAGACAGAGCACAGCUUUCCCCGAGGCUCCUUGUGGGGUUUUGGGGAGUCUCUGGGGGAUUGCUGGGAUCAGCUCCUCUCUCCGGGUGCUGAGGGGGGGACUGAGCAUGAAACACCUGCUCUCAGCUUGUUUCAGUUUAAUAAACCACGGAGCCCCUCCGGUUUCAACUGUCAAGACACUGGUUCAUCCCAGGUUUGCGGGUCGCAUCCAAGUCCUAUCAGUUCCCCGUUGAUUUUGAGGGACUAAUUCCCUGCCGGCUCUGUUUCCCUGGCGCGGGGUCCCAGGGCUUAGGGCUUGGCCGGGGUGCGAGGAGGACCCCGUGCGUGCCGAGUUUGGCUCAAUAUUCUGAGCUGGAAAAUGAGAUUGGAACGAUAGCGGCGGGGAUUAGGGGAGGCUUCAAAGCAGAAAUCGGAGAAUAAUGUGUUAGCGGCUCCCAAGGCUGAAAUUGCUUCCCUAAGUAGGGAGCAAAGCAAUUCCUAAAGAGGGCAGAUCCGAGCGGGCGCCCGCUUAUUCGCUAUUGCCACCCGCCGCAUGACUCCGAGACUCUAUGUACUCAUGUCAGGCAUGAGAAAAGAUGGAUUUCAAUGCUCCUGAAAGCUCUUAACCUUCCCCAAAGUGACAAAAAAAGUGACUCGUCCUCUUCUCCCGUUACUGGCGGAGAGAGGAUCUGGGCUGAGGCUGCUGCCAGCGCCCGCUGGGAGUGUGGGACAGCGAUUCCGUGGCUAUUUGGGGGUGUCCUGCCCUUUCUGCAUGGUGGGAUCUCAAAGGGAUCAUCUUUUUUUCCAUGCUCGUCUUUGCUGGGCUCUGCCAAAUCGCCCUCUGCGGGGUCACCGCCAUCCCGGCACGCCCUGCCCAUGGCUGGCCCUUUGCCUUGGCAAAGAAGCCCCACGGGGAUGCUGUUGGCAGCUUGUUCUCUUCCAAGGAAGUAAGUUGACCCCUCUCAUGCUUCCCUUUCCUCUCCUGCUCGGAAGCUGCUGGAUAUUCACGGGCAUAGGGGAGGAAAGGAAAAACCAGCCCACCACUGGGGUGCUGAGGGUGAAGAAUUCCAGUCCCAGAGCUUGGCAGGAAUCUUUCAUUCCCAGAGGCGUGAGCUCCUCCUUUCCUCUCUCACCCAGCACCUUCUGAUCCCUGCUUUGAGGGGGAGUGAGGGUGUUGGUGUGCUCCCAACUGGAAGUGGAUGAGAUAGUAUCUCCAUGCAAAGCUGUUAAACUCAUUUUCCAGGCAAUUCCUUGUAUGGCCCCCAAGAAGCCAAGUGCCAGGAGGGUUUUAGGAGUGGAGAAUUACAUGAGGAAUAAAACCUGCAAGCUGCUCCUCAGGCAAUGCAAGCAAAUCCUUCUCUUACCAGCAGCUCCUUGACGGGGAGUUGCUCCAUCCCUCUAUCCCGAGGGGAAUCCAGCACCACUGGGAAGCACUUUUGGGGAGCGUGGGUGUAGCCAAACUCAAUCUCAUCCUGAAGAAGGGAGGAAAUCCCGCAUGGGGCACAGGAAGGAAAAGCUUUUCCCUGCCUCUGGAGCCCCCCUACCUGCAUCCAGCGAUCCCCACGGUUGGUGUAUCCGAAGCAAACCUUCAGCUUGCAGCCAGCCUUGGUCACCAGGGUCUGGAUCUCCUUGGUGAACAGGUAGUUGUCCUUCAUGCUGGGAAAGGGGAUGGCAGGAGGGAAGGAGAUGAAGGGUGGAUAUUGCCUCUGCCCAGCCUCUCUCCGGGACUGGUUUGGCUGGGAAUGCCCUCCCCGGCCUCACCUGCAGAGGAAGACGUUCACCGGCGCCAAGGUGUUGGGGGUCAUGAUCCACGGGGCCACCCGGAACACCACUGUGUCUGUGAAGGCUGGAGUGUGGGGGAUACCCUGAGGGAGCAGGCGGGAAUCAGGGUCUGUCCACACACUAUUCCCCCCAAAUGCCCUUCCACUGAGGUAGUUUUUGGGGUUAAUUAAUGGGGAUCACUCUCCAUUCCCUCCCCAUCCCCUUCUCUGGGAUAGCUGCAACAAGGGAGCCCAUCUGCACCCCUUCCCUGGAGCUCCCAGACCUCUGCCAGCGUCUCCAGGAGGCUGACAUGGAUGGAGACCAGCCCGGAGAAGGAAUCGUUGGGAAAGCAGAGCCCCUGGACGAAGAAAUCGAGCUCAGCGGCCCCGCCGGGGUAGGACACGGCGUGGAACAGCUUCCUGCAGCCCAGCACCUGCACAUAGCGCUGCCCAAAGAAGGGAUCUGCAAGGAAACGGGGAAAAUGGGACAAUUCCAAGCGUUCAUUGGUGUUCCAAGCCUAUUUUCUUGUGCAAGGAGGACUCACAGUCCCUCUGUGCUGGAGUUUUUCCACCUCUGUGGAGAUACAACUUUGUUAGAACCACCUCAAAACAGGAUGGAAGGAUUUCGCAAUUUUGUCAUGGACAGUGAGUAUGAGGAAAAAUAUCUUGGCCUUUCCUUGGAUGGAACAGCCACUGGGAAGGCAUUUUCAUGGAGUUUCUGCUCAUCCAUGGGAUGAAAAUGCCACCAGGCUGACAGGGAGGGAGGGCAGAGAAGAAAGGGGCAGAGGAGGAAGAGGAAGAAGAGGAAGGGGUAGAUAAGGCAGAGGAGGAGGCAGAGGAGGAGGGGAGGAAGGACUUACUCUGCACAUGGAACACCCCAACCCUGUCAGCGUCACGGACAGAAACAGAGAGAAUGAUUUCGUAUCCCCGGGGCAGGCGCUGGGGCCCCUCCAUCCUCAGCACCAUCUGGGCCAUGUCCUCCAAAUCUAGGGGGCAAACAACAAAAUUAGGAGAUGUCUUAUAUGGUCCCUCCUGGAGUUUGCACCUCCUUCCCAAGAAAGCUGCUCUUCCCUCGCCACCACCCUUUGCAACCUGGAAAAACAAGCCCUGCUCCUGCUGGCGAAGCUCGUGCCUUGUGCUGGGAAACAAGUGCCCUUUUUAGCUUUUAUUUUCCCUCCUCACCCCUGGCACGGCCCGUCCUUGACCUCAGAAACCUGACGGGCACCGGCUCCGUGUGGUUUUAGUUUUCCAGGAACAGGUGGGUGUAUUCCUGGCUGCCUCAUCCCGAGCUCCUUUCACCUGCGUGAGGCAGCCCUGGUGAUUUUUCAGGCUCAGCUUCACGGUUCUGCUUGGCCACAAAUGCUUUGUGUGUUAUGAAAUGCAAAAAAAUUCCCACAUGGAAAGCAUGUCCAACAGCUGGCGGAGAGGAGCUGAUUCCUGAGCAAAAUUCCGUCCCAAAAAACGUUCAAGAGGGGGAAUCAUGGAGGAUUUUUGGGAAGCUCUGUUACCUUCUUUGUUGAACACCUGCUCGUUGUCGCAGUCGGACGCCGGAGCGGAGGGAAUCUCCUUGUCACAGCCGACCAGCAGGAUGGCCCCGUGUCCCUCGGGACCCCAGCUCCAGCUGGCCUACAACAGCCCGCUGAGGCUCAGCAAGCUCAGCCUCAGGCAAGCCCGUGGAUUUUCCAUGGGGAGGGAGAGGGGUUACCUUGUUGGGGCUGUUCCUCUCCACCACGCCGUCCUGGUCCGCGUCGACGUCCAGGGAGAUCCCUGGAUGGACAGCAUGGGUUUCACCCACCCAUCAUGCCAGGGCAUGGCAAGGUUGGGUGGGAGAAAAAGCCCCCCAGACCUGGCAAACGUGGGUCUACCCGUCCCCCCACCCGCCCAAGGGAUCAAUGGGAUGAGGAUGGAUUGUUGCACCCAGGAGCCUCCGUACUCACCAAUGCCAGUGAGGAAGACUCCAGCUUGGGUGAUGGGCUUCCCUUCCCCUCCAUAAAAGCUGACAGUGACCUGCAAACCCCCAGAUCCCCGAUUGGGAAAGGAUGUUCUCCAUCCGUGGAGGUCCCACACCGCAGUGUCCCGUCCCUCACCUUGUUGUCGUUGACCUCGGUGCUGGGCUGGCUCAUGCUGAACCUCAGGACCGUCCCCUCCUGCAGCAGCCACCGCGUCCCACUGCCGGACACCGGCUCGGCCUCGUUGUGGCCCCGGGACACCACAUCCACACUGACCCCCUCCGUGUGCUUCACCCCGAAGGAAACCGCCCCGGCUGGGGCCGCCCUGCCAGAAACACUCCGCGUUUGGAGAGGUUUGCACCCAAAACACUCGGUUCUCACCGCAAUUAAUUCCACGGCCAAGACCGGGCACGCCGGCGUCACCACGCUCACCACCGGCUCCUGCUGCCCUUUCCUGCCUCCCUGGCAGUUUGAGCUGUCCUUUGCUUUUAGGGUAGAAGAUGCUGUUUUAGCACAAGGAGUAUUUGAGCCAGUGCAGAUUAGGAUCUAUAAUAAUCCCAACCAAGCCACUGGAAUUGAAUUUGGGUUUAAUGCCCUUCAGUGGAGAAAUCCCUGUUUAUUUUCCAGCCGGUGUUUGACAGCUCAUCACGGCACCGUGGCCACUCCACUGAGACACUUUUCCAUGGGAAACUCUAGGGGGGCUGAUUUUAUCCAACUAAUUCGGGGGUGGUUUUAUCCAACCCCAAAGCUGACGGUGCUGCCCCACUCCCGGUCCCAUAUGCCCUUUCUCUUCCCCAGCCACUCCGAGCAACCCCUUCCCCUCUUCUGGCUCCUUUUCCCGAAUUUCUGUUUCCCAGCAAAAGAUGCUGGUUUAGCACAUUGGUAUUUGUAGCCAUUGGUGCAGAUUAGGAUCUCUAAUAAUCCCAGUCUAAUUGGUGCUGCUGGAAUUGAACUCGGGCUUGCACUUCAAUGGAGAAAUCCCUGUUUACUUUCCAGCCUGGGCAAACCCGGUGUUUAACAGCUCAUCACAACACUGAGAGACUUUUCCAUGGGAAACUCUCAUUUGGGGCUGAUUUUAUCCAGCUAAUUUGGGAGUGAUUUUAUCCAACCUUUAAGCUGUUGGUGCUGCACCGCUCCCAGUCCAGGGUGCCCUUGCUCCUCCCCAGCCACGCCAUGCAACCCCUUCCCCUCUCCUGGCUCCUUUUCCCGAAUUUCCCAGUCUUUCUAGGUUAUUAUUUUUGGGCUGUUUGCCCCGACACCCGAGAGCUGGUGCCGGAUCCCCGUUACGGCUUCAUUGCUCAGAUGGUUUCUGGAUGCCGACGGCCCCACCAAACCUGCCCCGUCGGGGAGGGGGGAGGGAGGAAACCUGAGCACUCCUUUGCUCCUGCCUGGGUGUCUCUGAAAUUGUUAAAUUACUUUUAAUUAUACAUGGAAAAACUGGUUCAGUUUCCUUGUUUCUUGGUUUUGGGAAUCCCACCAGGAAUUUGACCUGGAGAGGUGCCAGGGGAGUCGUAACUCUGCUGCUUGGCUUGAAUAUCAAGGGUGAGAUUUGCAAAAGCAGCAAAGACCAGAAUUAACCCCCAAAUGAGCUUUUAAACUUUUUUCUUUUCCCCCUUGGGGGGGAAUAAUUGUCCUGAAAUUCAACACUGGGGUUGUUUUAGGGAAGGUGGUGUGGGGAUUUCCCACUUUCCCAAGACACGUUUUUUCGCUAAAUCUUGUUUUCCCCUUCCCUCUCCCAGCUGCAUCCCUUCCUUUGCAGUCCAUCCCUGUGGCUCCUGCUCAUCCCUCCGCUCUCCAGCAGCAUUCCAAGAUGACACCGGAUCAAACCCAGCAUGGACUCGGGAUCUACCCCCAAAGCUGCCACGUCAUUCGACGUCCACGCCACCUCGGCGGUCACGGUCCACAUCAUCCACAGCCCCACCACAAAGCCCAUGAUUAACUCCAGGUGGCCCCUGGAUCCCGACAUAGAGGUCGUGGUGACGAUUGAUGUCACCAGCAGGACUGUCAAUGACAAUAAGGUUAAGAUCUCCUACUAUGGCCGGGAGGGCAACGAGCUGGCGGUGGCCUGGCUGUACCUCACGUGUGUCGAUGUGUCCCUGGACGUGGACUGGAGCCGGAGUGGCAGAGUGAAGAGCAAAGGGAAGGACAAGGCCAAGUGGACAUGGGGUCCAGAUGGACACGGUGCUGUGCUGCUGGUCAACUGUGACCGGGACAGCCCCGGCACGGGGGGGCCGGACAGCGGCCAGGCGGACAUACGGACCCCCGCAGACCUGAAGGACAUGUCCAUCAUGCUGCUGAGGACCCAGGGGCCCAGCGCCACCUUUGCCGAGUACCAGGUGGUCCUGCACGUCUCCGAGACGGACGCGGAUAAAGUGCGGGUUUUCCACGCUAUCCGGAGUGACUCACACCCCCACUACAAGCCCGUGCUGGGGCCGGACAAGCUCUCCUACGUGCUGGACCCCGUCGGCAGUGGGGAGAACACCUUCUACGUGGAAGGGUUGGCCUUCCCUGACAGGGGCUUCUCGGGCCUGGUUUCCUUCAGUGCCAGCUUGCUGGAGGUCCCCCACAAGAAUUCCCCGGGCACCCCGAUUUUCACGGAUACGGUGAUUUUCCGCGUGGCUCCCUGGAUAAUGACCCCCAACACCCAGCAGCCUUUGGAGGUUUUUGUCUGCAGCAUCAAGCAGGGCUCAGAUUCCAAUGAGGCCUUUCUGGAAGGGAUCAAGGUCCUGCUGAAGAAAGCCAACUGCAAGCUGACCAUCUGCUCGGAGCAGGACACCCGGAGCGACCGCUGGAUCCAGGAUGAGCUGGAGUUUGGCUACGUGGAAGCACCACACAAGACCUUCCCCGUGGUCUUUGACUCUCCCAGGAACAGAGGAUUGAAGGAUUUUGCCUUUAAGAAGAUCCUGGGCCCUGAUUUUGGCUACGUGACCCGUGAACCCCCCGGGAAAAACAUCACCAGCCUGGACUCCUUCGGCAACCUGGACGUCAGUCCCCCGGUGACGGUGCGAGGGAAGGAGUAUCCCUUGGGAAGGAUCCUGAUCGGCAGCCCCCUGCCUUGGGCCGCGGGCCGGAGGAUGUCCAAGGCUGUCCGGGAUUUCCUGUACGCCCAGAAGGUGCAGGCGCCGGUGGAGGUUUACUCGGAGUGGCUGAGCGUGGGCCACGUGGAUGAAUUCCUCACCUUCGUCCCGGCCUUCGACAGGAAGGGAUUCCGGCUCCUCCUGGCCAGUCCCAACGCCUGCUACAAGCUCUUCAAGGAGAAGCAGAGGCAGGGCCACGGGGAAGCCACCCAGUUCAUUGGGCUGAAGGGCAGCGAGAGGAGGAGCAUUGACGAGAUCCUGGCGGACGAGUCGCUCAAGAGCGACAACAGGCACGUGCAGCGCUGCAUCGACUGGAACCGUGACCUGCUGAAGCAGGAGCUGGGCCUGAGUGAGCAGGACAUCAUCGACAUCCCCCAGCUCUUCAUCCUCAUGGGCUCCCGCGCCGACGCCCUCUUCCCGGACAUGGUGAACAUGCUGGUGCUGGGCAGGCACCUGGGCAUCCCCAAGCCCUUCGGGCCCGUGGUGGGCGGGCAGUGUUGCCUGGAGCAGCGCGUGCGGGAGCUGCUCGAGCCCCUGGGCCUCACCUGCACCUUCAUCGACGACUAUUUCUCCUACCACGUCCUGUCUGGGGACGUUCACUGCGGCACCAACGUCCGCAGGAAGCCCUUCCCCUUCAAGUGGUGGCACGUGGUGCCUUGAGGCCCCCGGGGAUGCACCCAGGUCCUGCCACCGGGGGUUGAAGCUGCAUUUGGUGCAUCGGAAGAUGCAUCAAAAUGAAGGGUUUUGCCAAUAAAGCUUCUUGAGCACCGAGGGCACAGCUC
This is a messenger RNA of Pseudopipra pipra, 12122 nucleotides long. RefSeq names its product protein-arginine deiminase type-1-like. NCBI's taxonomy places the organism in Eukaryota, Metazoa, Chordata, Aves, Passeriformes, Pipridae. Gene Ontology annotation, cellular component: cytoplasm; nucleus. Bases 10096 to 12000 code for a protein of 634 amino acids. Gene Ontology annotation, molecular function: protein-arginine deiminase activity; calcium ion binding. The record is from RefSeq and is a predicted model, not a curated record. The transcript has 17 exons.